Messenger RNA from Erythranthe guttata (spotted monkey flower), 1159 nucleotides. Its product is annotated as 1-aminocyclopropane-1-carboxylate oxidase 3. NCBI's taxonomy places the organism in Eukaryota, Viridiplantae, Streptophyta, Magnoliopsida, Lamiales, Phrymaceae. The record is from RefSeq and is a predicted model, not a curated record.
UCUCUCUCUCGUUGGUUCUUUCUCUCUCUCUCUCUCUCUCUCUCUCUCUCUCUCUCUCUCUCUCUCUCAUACAAAAUGGCAAGUUUUCCAGUGAUAAACAUGGAGAAGCUCCACGGAGAAGAAAGGGGAGCAACAAUGGCGAUGAUAAACGAUGCAUGCGAAAACUGGGGAUUCUUUGAGCUGGUGAAUCAUGGGAUCGGUCGUGAGAUUAUGGACACUGUCGAAAAGCUGACGAAGGAUCACUACAAGAAAUGCAUGGAACAGAGGUUUAAGGAAAUGGUAGCUAAAACGGGACUCGAAAAUGUCGAGUCCGAAAUAAAAGAUUUGGACUGGGAAACGACUUUCUUCCUGCGCCAUCUCCCUCUCUCUAACAUCUCCGAAUUCCACGAUCUUGAAGAUGAAUACAGGAAAGUAAUGAAGGAAUUCGCAGCCCGGUUGGAGAAACUGGCCGAGGAGCUUCUGGAUUUGUUGUGUGAGAAUCUUGGACUCGAAAAGGGUUAUCUCAAGAAGGCAUUUUACGGCUCUAAAGGCCCGAACUUCGGGACUAAAGUGAGCAACUAUCCACCAUGCCCAAAGCCCGAUCUUAUCAAGGGCUUGCGGGCCCACACGGAUGCCGGUGGCAUAAUCCUUCUAUUCCAGGACGACAAGGUUAGCGGGCUUCAGCUACUUAAAGACGGUGAAUGGGUCGAUGUUCCACCCAUGCGUCACUCCAUUGUCAUCAACCUUGGUGACCAACUUGAGGUGAUAACAAAUGGGAAGUACAAAAGUGUUCUGCAUAGAGUAAUAACACAAACUGAUGGUACAAGAAUGUCAAUUGCAUCAUUCUACAAUCCAGGCAACGACGCCCUAAUCUAUCCUGCGCACGCUUUGAUUGACAACGAAGAGGAUAAAAACCAGUACCCUAAAUUCAUGUUCGAAGACUACAUGAACCUCUACACUCGUCUCAAGUUCGAAGCCAAGGAGCCAAGAUUUGAAGCCUUUAAAACCCCUGCUUAACUGUUAUAGAGAUGCUCUCAAUCUUAUCAUUACAACUGUUAAAGAAAUUACACUGAGCUGUAAUAAUUUCUGUUCAAGCAAAUAAAUUUGUGAAAGGAAAUGACAUAUGAUCAUAGAAAUUCACUAAUAAUGAAUUAAUAAAUCCAUACAAAGUUUCUUAAAU